GGUCUUUGCCAAUGUCGUCCAAGUACUUUGGGGACCUCUCCUGUAUUGUCUGGGCGUCACUCUCAUGCAGGGCGUCUUCUGUCUCGGUCUUAUUUGGAGAAUGGAACCGCUAGAAAUGCCUAGGGCGUUCUGCAUCGUUCAGAAUGUUCUCGUCAGCCUAGGUUCUUUUCUCCUCACGGGGGUCACUGCGUCUUUCACUCUUGGAACUAUCAUUUCUCUGUUUCGGCCCCAAUACAACACCGGGACCACUAUCUCACCGUUUUCUUGGCACCCUCGUUAUAUCAUAUUUAUUGUGGUCUACCCAUUACUAGCAUCUGUCGUAUACGUCUCCCUUCUCUUUCGACUGGACGCCGCGACUCCCACGGAGGACCUGCUAUGCGAAGCAACCCACCCCAUCUGGGUGCGCUUGUUCGGGUAUGCCGGCGUUCCGCUGCUCCUCUCGAUACCAAGUCUGCUCCUGUCGUCCAUCUCCGCGAUCUGCUUGCUAAAGAAGCAAGCUCACCUUCCGAAUGGGCGCAAGAGAGGAUGCGUGUACCAACGGCAAGAUACGCUGGACCCUCUCACGCCAUUGCCUGCGCGGAGGCAGUCGCGUCAGAGCAAGAGCCUCGAAUUCAGGACGAGCGCGGACAUACGGAAUGCGAACACGCCUACCCCGGUGCCCUCGACGCUCGCAGUGCCCACACCCGUCGCCGUCCCUUCGCCCACCUCAUCCGCCGUGCUGUCCAACCCGCACUUGCUCCAGUCCCCCGGGCGCGUCCCGACCAGCCCGGAGGUGGCGUCCUUCGCCCGGAAAUACCACCUCCCGUUCAAUCGCCAGCCGGCGAAAUCGCCCUCUCCCAUUCCCCGGCCGCCGUCGCACCAGUCCUCGACCUACUUCCCCUCGGACACGUCCAUCUCCUCUGUGUUCCCCACCUUCGCCCCGCCCUCGCGCCCCGGCUCCGUGCGCUCCCUCCCUGCGUUCCCCGACUUGGGCGCGCUGAGCUACCGCGACUUGAUUCACGGGAAAGAGCACGAAGAGCGGGAACUGGGGUUGAGCAAGAUGGUGUCGUCGACGGCUGUGGGCGGGGAUGAGGAUGAGGAGAGGUGGGUGAGGAGCUUGGAGUUGUCGAAGAGCGAGCUGGAGUUUGUGAGGAAUGCGGAGGACAGGGAAGGGGAUGGGUGGGCGGCGCCGACGUAUGUGCGGCGGAAUCCGUUGAGUAAGAUGAUGCGAGACAAGACUACACCGCCGCUGCCUCCUAGUGGUCCUGCUCCUUGUGCGAUGUGGCAUUUCAUCGUUUUCCAGAUAACUGUCUCUGUGAUACAAAUGCUAGCAUCGAUAACUACGCUGAUCGACGUCGGGAAGGGGCGCGCAGUUCCGACCCCGUUCGGGACGCAGCAUUUUGCGCUGUUGCUGGUAGCUUGGUGCCCAUGCUUUGUCUUUGGUUAUCUUCCAGGCGUCCGGCAACGUCUGAAGUUCUGGAAGCGCCGUCGGUUCUUCUGACGCGCGCUGUAUAUAUUCGCAGUUCAAGUUGUGUUUGAAUUCAUUCUUGUGCAUAUGCUCUGCUCUUGCUUUGCGGAACGAUACCCC
Messenger RNA from Gloeophyllum trabeum ATCC 11539, 1567 nucleotides. RefSeq lists its product as uncharacterized. The record is from RefSeq and is a predicted model, not a curated record. NCBI's taxonomy places the organism in Eukaryota, Fungi, Basidiomycota, Agaricomycetes, Gloeophyllales, Gloeophyllaceae. The coding region runs from base 65 to 1480 and encodes 471 amino acids. The transcript has 8 exons.